Messenger RNA from Mauremys reevesii (Reeves's turtle), 3994 nucleotides. RefSeq names its product U2 small nuclear RNA auxiliary factor 1 (gene U2AF1). Gene Ontology annotation, cellular component: spliceosomal complex; U2AF complex. Lineage: Eukaryota; Metazoa; Chordata; Testudines; Geoemydidae. Gene Ontology annotation, molecular function: metal ion binding; pre-mRNA 3'-splice site binding. The record is from RefSeq and is a predicted model, not a curated record. The coding region runs from base 245 to 940 and encodes 231 amino acids. The transcript has 9 exons. Gene Ontology annotation, biological process: mRNA splicing, via spliceosome.
UGUGCCGGUGGGGGCGCACGCGCAGAUGGCAGCAACCCCCUCCCCCAUGCUCUGGUCAGUGGCUGGAAGGCGGUGGGCGGGGCGGAGUGUUUCCGGCGCGAAGCUGUGACGCGCUCAAUCGGCGCCGGGGCCUCUCCGGCGGUCGGUCGGUGGUGGGAGAUGGCGGAGUAUCUGGCCUCCAUCUUCGGCACAGAGAAGGACAAAGUCAACUGUUCAUUUUAUUUCAAAAUUGGAGCUUGCCGUCAUGGGGACAGAUGUUCUCGAUUGCACAAUAAACCAACAUUUAGCCAGACAACUUGAUUUUAAGAAGAACGGUACAAAUACCAUCUUGAUUCAAAACAUCUAUCGUAAUCCCCAAAACAGUGCACAGACGGCUGACGGCUCACACUGUGCUGUGAGCGAUGUUGAAAUGCAGGAACAUUAUGAUGAAUUCUUUGAGGAGGUCUUCACGGAAAUGGAAGAAAAGUAUGGUGAAGUUGAGGAGAUGAACGUUUGUGAUAACCUUGGAGAUCAUCUAGUUGGAAAUGUAUAUGUAAAGUUUCGUCGUGAAGAAGAUGCAGAAAAGGCUGUGAUUGAUCUGAACAAUCGCUGGUUUAACGGUCAGCCAAUUCAUGCUGAGCUUUCACCUGUGACUGACUUCAGAGAAGCUUGUUGCCGUCAGUAUGAAAUGGGAGAGUGUACGCGAGGAGGUUUCUGUAACUUUAUGCAUUUGAAGCCCAUUUCCCGAGAAUUACGACGUGAAUUAUAUGGACGUCGUCGUAAGAAGCAUAGAUCCAGGUCAAGGUCCCGUGAACGUCGUUCUAGAUCCAGAGAUCGUGGUCGUGGAGGUGGUGGUGGUGGAGGUGGAGGAGGAGGCGGCGGUGGAGGAGGAGGAGGAGGAGGAGGACGGGAACGUGAUAGGAGGCGGUCAAGAGAUCGUGAAAGAUCUGGUCGAUUCUGAGCCAUGCCAUUUUUACUAUUGUGUCUGGUAGAAAGUGUUGUAGUCAAUUGACCAAACAAGUUCCUAAUGAGAUUUUUUUUAAAAAAGAUGGGCUUCUGAAUAAAAAUUUGUAGUGAUACAGUAUUCUUUGUGUAACUUGUUUCUUGUGGGGGAAGUCUUUUUUUAACUGUCAUUCCUCUUUCUUGACAAAUAGCUGGAUUAACUAUGCUUGCGGUAAAGGUGGCAAAUGUAUAGGAGGUGCAAGUUUUUACAUUCAGGUGUGAAUUAACUGUUAAGGAAAAUGUGCAUGCCUGUGUAUAUAAUAUAAAAUAGUAUAUUAUAUACAUGGAUAAAGUGCUAUAUUGCUUAAGAGACAGUUACAAUUUAAGUUUCCCUUUUCUGCUAUUCUGUCUGCUUAUUUAGGUUAGUUUAGGCACAUUUAAAGGAAGGCUGUGCAAAGUGCAUUUAUUUACUCAGUAGAAAUGCUAAGUUGCAAAAAUAUGUAUGUUAAUAGAAGUCUGUGCACUGUGACUGUGGCAUUUACAAUAAAUCCAAUUCAUUGGUGUAAAAUCUAAAGCCUAUUCUCUAAGCCCUCGAGUAGUUGAGUUGCUACUCCUGGCUAUGCCAGAAUUCAUAGUUAAAGGGUUUUGGUUUUUUUUAUUCUUCACACACACACCUACCUGCCUCAGGUGAUUCCUUAGAAGGACAGUGUAUCUAGUGCAGUAUUCAGGCUAAAGUUAUGAAUGCAGUAUCUUAGAACAGAACAUCAAGUUAUCAUGCAAAAGCUCAUGCUCCAUACAGCAGGAUGAGUUCUGUAUAAAAAAUAUCUGAGUAUCAGAUCCACCUUCAUGGAAGGUUUUUUACUUGAAGUUCCAUUGGCUGUCCUGUAACUGAAAGCAUAUCAGUAUUCAGGAUAAGGAGUAAGUUGGGCGCUAGUGAAAAGUACACUGUACCUUCUCCAUCUGUUGCUCACAUCUACUGUCAGUUAAAAGCAUCUUUUCCUACAUAAAGCACUUGCAUAGCAAAGCUAAUGGACAAGAGCAUUUUAUUACAUUCUUAAGUUAAGAUAUUUUUAGGCUUACGCUGUCUACAUUCUUCAUUGCAGCUGUGAAUCAUAGCUGUACUUCAUAAAGCAAAAUACAUUUUAUGGGAUUCAGUGCCUCUUCUAGCUCUAAAGCCUCUAACUGAUGAGUUGCUGGAACAUCUUAAGUGCUAUAUAACUUGUACAGUAGCUGACUUUAGAAGAUGUAUAAUCAGACUUGGAUCCCGGUCUGCUUAUCAGUUCAUGAAAUAGCAUAAUGGGUUGCAGAAAGUAUCCACCAGUUAUAACUUUAUGUACAUCAGGAAUUAUUUAUCUUCAGAAAGGGAGGAAUUUACUAAUGCUACUAGUGUUUUCAAAACCUUGUAUUAAUGCAAACUUGCCUAAAAGUGAUUGAAGAAUAGCUCUAUCUAAAUGCAGUGGAUAUAGACAUUUUGUGGGCCAGGCUAAUAACUAACUUUCAGUUUUUAUUUUUUAUCCCCAAAAGAUAAACAUAAGAAAAGACCGCACUUGCUGGCACUUGGAAGUGGCAAAUAGUGAUUUACUACUAGGGAAUACUGAAGGAGGGAAGCAGAAAAUCUUACACAUCUUACUUCUUUAAGGUGAACUUUUGGGCCAAAAUAAAAAUUAAGUUAUUCCCAGAUUUGUGCAGAAUGCCUUCGCUAACCAGGUUAGGGGGAAAUCGGCACAUACAGAAACUUGGUUUUAAAGGCUAAUGGCAAAGCAAAAGAAGCUUUUCUCUUACUGUACCAUUAUGAUGUGUAAAGAUGGCUUUGAUCUAUGUUUCAGUACACUAGAAAUCGGGUUCUGGCUUCCUGUCACCUCAAGGACUUCAACAAUGUUUCGAGGACCUUGGGUGUCAAUACCACAAUGAGCUGAAACCUGGGGGUAGCCCUGCCACCAAUUGAGAGGUUGAGAUUGUUAACUUAGCCCUCUAAUUCACCUCAAUGUACAUGUUAAGAUUUACCCAUUUUCUCUUCAGUGACAUUCUGUGUUACUUAAUACCCCUUUCUAGUUAGAUUGCAAAAUCCAGCAAGAUAGAGACAGUAUUCAUGUGCAUUUAGGCAAUGUCUACAAAUAAAUCAGGGAUUAUUUUCUUACGUUUUGUGUGGCAAACAGCAUGUGUAAGACCUUGUCUACACCACAGAGUCCUGAUGCUAACUAGCUAAACUGAUAUAAACCAGUGUCUACACAGUUAUUUGUACCAGUUUAUUUAAAUAAUUUUAGCCUGGUACAGCUUUUGUUUGUAAACAAGACCUAAACUAGUACACAUCAUAAGUGAAUUGCAAAGAGCACAAUUUCUUGUGCUUUGCUUUAUUUUACUUCAAAAUUUUUCUCCCUCUCAUUGGAAUCCACUGAAUGCAUCAUUUUGUGGCCUUGUGAAUUAAUAAUAUAACUCAAAUAUGCAUUCAGGGACAUUGAUAGCAAGCCAGGGGAUGUCAUUGAAUUUCACAAGGAAGAAAAGCUUACAGUUUGUACAUUUCCACAACCUGACUAGUGAGAGCAUAGACCACAAAUCUAUCACAAACUCAGUUGUCAUUGUAGCCUCACCUGUAAUACUGCAUACUACACUAGUGAAAUUGUUCAAUGUGAACUUUUAAAAGGAUUUGGCACAAAUGUCACUUCCACAAAGCCAUUUAAAACUGCUAUUUAAGCUUAUUAAUGGAAAUGGAGAAACUUCACUUUAUUAUUCUAAGCCCCCUCUCCCCAUAUACAAAGUGUAGAACAAGGAAAAAAUUUUGAAAGGUACCUACUGAUGACCAUUUACAAAUGUCAAGAUUUCUUAUGUUGGAAAAACAUCACUUUUAGCUCAUGGAAUUUCUUAAUCUCAAGUAAAUGACAGCAUAUGGUACCUUUUGAUGUCUGGAUAUGUUUAAUUUUAAAUAAACUCAUAAUUCCAAGUGACUUCCUCUUAUUUGUAUUAGUCUCAAAUCUGAUUCCUCUGUAAAAUGCUUCUUGUCCAUGAAUAUGAUGUAUGUUAAGACUGUAAAACCAAAUGGAGAACUUGUUCAAAAUAAAGCUUUUUUGAUACAUAA